Lotus japonicus is the source of this 675-nucleotide messenger RNA. RefSeq lists its product as uncharacterized. The transcript has a single exon. NCBI's taxonomy places the organism in Eukaryota, Viridiplantae, Streptophyta, Magnoliopsida, Fabales, Fabaceae. The coding region runs from base 1 to 675 and encodes 224 amino acids. The record is from RefSeq and is a predicted model, not a curated record.
AUGGAUCAAGCCAACAGAAAUUACAACCUUGCAUCUACCAAUAAAGACCCACCUGCAAAAAAAUUCAUCAGACACCAUCGAUUCAAUAUCAUACUUGCUUCAAUUCUGGCUCUUUCAGGCAUAUCAAUCUUCAUAGCUUGGCUUGCCACACUACCCCACAAACCCAAUUUUGUUGUAAACUCUCUCUCUUUAUCAAAUUUCAAUGUCUCCCAAACGCAGCUCAAAGGAAACUCCUCCAAUACCCUCAUAAUUUCCAUAGUAAACACAAACAAGAACGCGUAUUUGGUCAUUGACACUUUCAAUAUCUAUUUGUACCAUCACGAAACAGAGCUCUCUGCAGCAAUAGUGCAGAGUCCCAUCUACUUGCAAAGCAUGAGCUUGAUAGAGAUGAAGGCUGAGUUUGGAGGAGGAGGAUUUUUUAGGAGCAAGGUGGUGGAGAUUAAGGAAGGUGAGAAUACACAGCCUUGGGAACAAAAUAAAAACGUGCUCAAGUUAUGGACCAUAGGCAAUGGUGAUUUUGUAGUGAAAAUUUCAGUGAGAGGGAGAUUUAGAUAUCUAUAUCAAAUGCUUACAAGACGAAUGAACCUUGAUGUUUAUUGUGGUAUCAUUGACAUGCAUUUUUCUACUGAUCAUGACUUAUGGAAUGUUUCUGGUGGAGGAUUCUGUGAUAUAUAG